UCAAUAUUGACGUGUUUGUAUUGAGUAAAAGAAUAAACCUGUGGAAACAAUCUGUAUCUCUGUUGCAUACGGCCUUUUAUCUGCGCGUUCUGGGGGGUGGGCUUCAUUCCUUCAUGGUUGGUCACACGUGCCCGUACACUACACAUCAAUAGCUUUAAUGCUAUAGGGUUGACCAGCAGGUAUAGAUAUUAUACAAAACACAAGCAGCAGGUCUAAUAGCAUGUGAAAGGGUAGCACGACUGUCGCUGCGUCUGGCCAAAGUAAUUGCUAUCAUGUAUGAUACUUUAUUUGCCUUUUAUUACCGAGAAAAUUCCUCAAAAGACACUAAAUUGUCUUUUCAAAAGUCCUUCGUUAUGGUGUUUGACUGUCCUACCACUGUUCUCUGCCUAACCCUGACCCGGAGAAGCAAGGGACUGCUUGGUAUUGGAGCUACAAAUCUGUUUUGCUCACUAGACAAACUGCCUAGGUCAGACAAUCACCUGCUUCCCUGAGGGCUUAGGGGAUACAAACCAUGCGCACUAUUCAGGCGGUAUACCAUGGAGGUCAAUCGAUAGAGUGAUAAUGCGUCCCCAAGCCACUCGAAGUAUUGUGUUUCUGAGUAAGUGGCAGGCG
Molecule: messenger RNA, 612 nt
Organism: Linderina pennispora
Lineage: Eukaryota; Fungi; Kickxellomycota; Kickxellomycetes; Kickxellales; Kickxellaceae
Exons: 1
Coding region: 273-491 (72 amino acids)
Source: RefSeq, a predicted model, not a curated record